Chenopodium quinoa (quinoa) is the source of this 2068-nucleotide messenger RNA. RefSeq names its product O-acyltransferase WSD1-like. Bases 238 to 1764 code for a protein of 508 amino acids. The transcript is spliced from 6 exons. Lineage: Eukaryota; Viridiplantae; Streptophyta; Magnoliopsida; Caryophyllales; Amaranthaceae. The record is from RefSeq and is a predicted model, not a curated record. Gene Ontology annotation, cellular component: plasma membrane. Gene Ontology annotation, biological process: triglyceride biosynthetic process. Gene Ontology annotation, molecular function: diacylglycerol O-acyltransferase activity; long-chain-alcohol O-fatty-acyltransferase activity.
UCAAACCAAAGCUUUAAAUAUAAACUUUCCCAACCCCCCUUUUAUAAAUGCUAACAAUAUUACAAAGAUGACAACUUUACUUUAGUAAGUCACAAGAUACACACAAACACACAACUUAUUUGUAGUCUAUAAAGAUAGGCCAUAAUCUUUGUUGCACCUUACCAUUACUACUUUCUACACUUUUCUUCUUAUCCUUAUUUUGCUUCCAAAGAAGAGAGAUUAAUAAUACAAAAGAUUAUGGAGGGUGCUCUUAGGAGGAAAAAAGGAGUGAUAAAACCAAUUAAGGUUAAUAAAGGUAUAAUUAAUUUGGAAGAUUAUGAAAAAGAAGAGCCAUUAAGUCCAUCUUCGGUCAUAUUUCAUAAACCAAACUUUAAUAUACAUAUUUUAGCAAUGAUGGGUUGCAAAACUACCAUUGAUGUUGAGCUUUGUAAGUCCAAAACUCCCAAUACUCUUCUCAAGCAUCCUCGUUUCUCUAGCAUUGUGGUAGGAGAUUUAAGUAAAGGAGAAGAGUUGAAAUGGGUGAGAACAGAAGUGGACUUAGACAAGCAUUUUAUAGUGCCAAAAAUAGACCUUGAAAACAUAGAAUCACCUGAAAAAUAUCUUGAAGACUAUGUUUAUAACCUUAGCAAAACAACCUUAGACAAGUCUAGGCCACUUUGGGAAAUCCAUAUCCUUCAUCUUAAGCUCUCAGAAGAUGUCAAGGGCAUUGGAAUAUUCCGAAUUCAUCAUUCACUUGGCGAUGGAACUUCCCUCAUAUCUUUGAUGUUAGCCUUAACGCGUAAGACCUCUGAUCCAACGGCCUUGCCUACCAUUCCUGCUCAAAAAACGUAUGUUGAUGAUAACAAACAUCCAAAGUUGUUCAUUUGGAGAUGGAUUUUGGCCUUGUGGUGGAUGUUAGUGUUGUCUUGGAACACCUUGAUUGAUGUGUUGAUGUUUGUAGCAACCUCGAUUUUUUUGAAGGACAAAUCUCCUCUUAAGAGUAGUUCUAGAGGAAGUGUAGUGAAUACCUCUAGGCGUUUUGUUUACAAGACGUUUAGCCUUGAUGAUAUGAAAUUCGUCAAGACUGCAAUUGGUGGAACUGUCAAUGAUGUUGCACUAGGAAUCACACAAGCUGGUUUAUCUCGUUAUCUUAACAGAAAAUAUGGAAUUAAUGGAAAUGAUCAUGUUCGUCUUAGAUCUGUUCUUCUUAUCAAUAUUCGACCAAGCGGAGGAAUACAAGCAUUAGCUGAUAUGAUGGAGAAAGAUACAGAGGCAAAAUGGGGUAAUUCAUUUGGCUACGUGCUUCUUCCGUUCACCAUUGGAUUGCGCGAUGAUCCUUUAGAUUACAUCCGAGAAGCCAAGGUGACAGUAGACAGAAAGAAGAAUUCACUAGAGGUCUUUUACACAUAUUUCAUUGCUGAAAUAGUAAAGAAGUUGUUUGGUGCAAAACUUGCAAGUGCCUUAUCUGAUAAAAUCAAUUCUCAUACAACAAUCGCCUUCUCGAAUUUAGUUGGACCUAUGGAGGAAAUUGGCUUUUAUGGUCAUCCUUUGGCUUUUCUUGCCCCAUCUUCAUAUGGACAACCACAUGAAGUGAUGAUUAACUUCCAAAGUUACAUCAACAAGAUGACAUUAGUUCUUGCUGUUGAUGAAAAUGCAAUACCUGAUCCUCAUCAAUUGUGUGAUGAUAUUGUUGACUCCCUCAAAUUAGUGAAGGAUGCUGUUAUAGCAAAAGGCCUAGUCAAAAACUCUGCACUACCAAAUGGCUGUGCAACUACAGAGCAAUGACCUUAAUACAACCAGGAUAGCUAAAUGCAGAAUUUAGUCAUAUACCAUCAGCCGCGAUCAGCCUAUGUACUUCCACAACCAUAUACGUGCGUACUACGAAUGUACCACCACAAUCAUCCUAUAUAUCUGUUAGGGAUGAACCUCCCUAAUUAAAUUUAAAUUUAAUUACUUGUUUAAUUUCUUUCUUUUGUUUAAGAAUAAUCAAUUUAUUUAUUUUGCUUCUAUAACCAGUUUCGUAGAUUGCUUUAUCUAUCCACUUGUAAAUUAUCCAACAUUAAUGAAAAAUUGUGAUAGUGGAUUUCAA